Messenger RNA from Coregonus clupeaformis (lake whitefish), 1818 nucleotides. Its product is annotated as probable histone deacetylase 1-B. The record is from RefSeq and is a predicted model, not a curated record. Gene Ontology annotation, molecular function: histone deacetylase activity. The transcript has 14 exons. Bases 98 to 1555 code for a protein of 485 amino acids. NCBI's taxonomy places the organism in Eukaryota, Metazoa, Chordata, Actinopteri, Salmoniformes, Salmonidae.
ACGCCUUCGAGGCGAGCAGACUUGGUGAUUGGACGUGACGAUAGCGCAAAUUACCCAGCGUGGGCACAAAGAACUGUGCGGUACUAAUUAGAGGAAAAUGGCGCUGUCGUCUGCAGGAGGAACAAAGAAGAAAGUUUGCUAUUAUUAUGAUGGCGACGUGGGUAAUUAUUACUAUGGUCAGGGUCAUCCCAUGAAACCCCACAGGAUCCGUAUGACCCACAACCUGCUGCUCAACUAUGGACUGUACAGGAAGAUGGAGAUAUAUAGACCUCACAAGGCCAACGGAGAGGAGAUGACCAAGUACCACAGUGACGACUACAUCAAGUUCCUGCGUUCCAUCCGGCCAGACAACAUGUCAGAACACAGCAAGCAGAUGCAGAGAUUCAAUGUAGGAGAGGACUGCCCAGUGUUUGACGGCUUGUUUGAGUUUUGUCAGCUCUCAACGGGAGGCUCUGUCGCAGGGGCAGUGAAGCUGAACAAGCAGCAGACGGACAUCGCCAUCAACUGGGCCGGAGGACUCCAUCAUGCCAAGAAGUCCGAGGCCUCUGGGUUCUGCUACGUCAACGACAUAGUCCUCGCCAUCCUGGAGCUGCUGAAGUACCACCAGAGGGUGUUGUACAUAGACAUCGACAUUCACCAUGGAGACGGAGUGGAAGAGGCGUUCUUCACCACAGACCGGGUCAUGACUGUCUCCUUCCACAAGUAUGGAGAAUACUUCCCUGGCACCGGAGACCUGAGGGACAUUGGAGCAGGAAAGGGGAAAUACUAUGCUGUAAACUACCCUCUCAGAGACGGCAUCGAUGAUGAGUCUUAUGAAGCCAUCUUCAAACCUGUGAUGGCUAAAGUGAUGGAGAUGUUCCAGCCCAGUGCAGUGGUGUUGCAGUGUGGAGCGGACUCUCUCUCAGGAGACCGACUGGGCUGCUUCAACCUCACCAUCAAAGGCCAUGCCAAGUGUGUGGAGUACAUGAAGAGUUUCAACCUGCCUCUGCUGAUGUUGGGAGGAGGAGGUUACACCAUCCGUAACGUGGCCCGCUGCUGGACCUACGAGACCGCCGUGGCUCUGGACAGCACCAUACCGAACGAGCUGCCAUACAACGACUACUUUGAGUACUUUGGCCCUGACUUCAAGCUCCACAUCAGCCCGUCUAACAUGACCAACCAGAACACCAAUGAUUACCUGGAGAAGAUCAAACAGAGGUUGUUUGAGAACCUGCGCAUGCUGCCCCACGCCCCUGGGGUCCAGAUGCAGCCCAUCCCAGAAGAUGCUCCACACCCGGACUCUGGAGAGGAGGAGGACGAGGACCCUGACAAACGCAUCUCCAUCAGGGCCCAUGAUAAGAGGAUAGCCUGUGAAGAGGAGUUCUCUGACUCUGAGGAUGAGGGACAGGGAGGAGGAGGAAGGAGGAACGCUGCCAACCACAAGAAAACCAAACGAGUCAAGACUGAGGAGGAGAAGGAGGAGGCAGAGGAGAAGAAAGAAGUGAAAGUGGAGGAGAAAGAUCCAGAGGAGAAGAUGGACACAGCAGGGCCAAAAGAAGAAACCAAGACGUCUUGAAGUUGAAGCAUCAGAAAUGCAUGGCUUUCCAGUUGUGCACCAAUACACACAGCAACCGAAAAGGACUGUAAAUUAUUCUCUAAUGCUGUUUUAGUAUUUCUUCAGACGCGGUAAAAUGUUUUGGGCUGUUUUAUUAUCAUUGUAAACGCCUUUACAAAAGGUGUGUUGACGGCUGUCUAGUGCACUGCUCUGUAACGCGCCUUGGAUUGAAUCCCGACCUUAUUUCCCUCCCUCUUCACUGACCCGAGGUAACAUAAGUGAAA